AGUACUGUACACGAGUUGGGUCAAAAAAUUCCAAUUCAAUAAACAAAGUUCAACAUUUAAAUCGACGAGGUAGAGCGUAUCAGCAAUCGAAGUGACAAUCGCAGCUCCCUCCUAGAGCGCAGACCUUCUCUCUAGCUCUCUCCGUCUUUGCGUUGUCUGGCUCUCUGUCCUCCUCUGUUUGUCUCGAGCCAUUCGUUCCCUAGCUCCCGCCUCUUCCCCCAUAUUCAAAGUCCAGAGGGAAUAUACGGAUAGGCACUCCUCCCUCUUCAUCCAAAACAAAUAUUCUCCGAAUGUUCUGCUUUACUGCUAUUCGUUGCUCGGUUUUCCCCAUUAAUCCUCUCUCUAUGUAUAUGCCUCUGCUGUCUCUGUCUCUUCUUCACUUGUUUCCACCUGCCCAAUCACCUCAGAUUGGCUUUUUCACUUCAUUAAGGGGGGAUGAUGGAAGGUGAUCACAGGCCUCAUACGGUCAUUGCUUAUGAUGCAACAAGGGAGCGUAGUGAACAUGAAUUUGGAUCAGCUUUGAGGAAUGUAUGCAUGAGAGGUGACAUUCUUUGUAAAGGACAUGUGCUUGUUGUGCUUGGCGUCUUGCACAGUGUAACAAACCCUAGUCCGUUUGCCACAGUGGGAUACCAAACUAAAGCUUGCAUUGAUUCAUUUGGUGGAACCAAUUUGCGUACCCUGGAGGAAGAAGUCUCUAAAAAAGUUGAUAUUUUUAUGAAUUUGCUUCUUCGAAUUCCUCAAGAAUGCAAAGAUGGGAUUGAUGUCAUGGUCAAAAUAGUUGCUGGAACGCCAAUCAAGAAAGUUGUUCUGCAAGAGGUUAUUUCUUGUAAAGCUGUUUGGGUUGUUCUCGACAGGCAGCUCAGAAGGGAUUUGAAAUUUUAUGUAAGAUACUUGCCAUGCAAGGUUUCCUUACUAGAAGAAAGCCUAACAGUAGUUGUGUUGAGGUCUUUUGCGACGAAUGAUCCAGAUGUUUCACAGCAAAGUCCAUUUUAUUCUCGCGUGAAGUUUGUUCAACUCAAAUCUAAUACUCAUGAUAAUGUUUACACUGAGCAAUCUGUUAUUUCUUGCGGAAGUCACCCCUCUUUUAGUUCUCACGAUGACUCUGAGAUCCAGAAGCUGUCUGUUGCAUCUUCAUCAACAGACAAUCACCAAAAAGAGGAUGUCUUAUCUGUAAAGAUGGAAAAUUUACCUUCUCGAAUUCAAAUAUUGGGGGAUCAUUCUACAAGGAAAAAUAGGAGUGCAUAUGAACAUCAAAGCUUGCCUAGCAGUUAUGAGAAUGAUCUCCAGAGCAGUUGUUCUGAGAAACCAGUUCUUUGCUCAGGUUGUGGGUUGCGUACUGUUAUGUAUAUCAAGGAGUCAAUGAGGUUUAGUUUCUCAGACAUUCAAGUUGUGACAAAUAAUUUUUCAGAAGCAAACAUGAUUGGGGAAGGUGGAUAUGGUCGUGUAUAUAAGGGUACACUUAAAGAUGGCCAAAUGAUUGCAGCAAAACUACAUAAGAAAGACACUGCAGAAGGUCAUAUGGCAUUUUCCUCUGAAGUCUUCAUCCUUGGAUUUGCACGACACAAGAAUAUUGUGAUGCUAUUGGGUUAUUGUUGUAAGGAUGACCACAACAUUCUGGUGUAUGAGUAUAUCUGUAACGGAUCUUUGGCUUGGCAUUUAUUUGAUAAAUCUGCUGAUGUGUUGGAGUGGCACAAGAGACAAGCCAUUGCUGUUGGAAUAGCAAGAGGAUUGCGUUUUCUACAUGAAGAAUGUCGUGCUGGUCCAAUUAUUCACCGGGAUUUGCGGCCCAGCAAUAUACUAUUAACUCAUGACUUUGUUCCCAUGUUAGGUGAUUUUGGGCUUGCUAAAUGGAAAACAGAUGAAAGUUCUAUUCACACUAGGGUGCUGGGUACAUUUGGAUACCUUGCACCAGAGUAUGCAGAAAGUGGUGUUGUGUCUGUUAGAACAGAUAUUUAUGCCUUCGGAGUUGUUCUUCUUCAACUGAUUUCUGGGCGUAAAGCAAUUAACUUCAGUACAGGAGAAAACCAAAUGUUAUUGAGAUGGGCAGAACCACUUAUUGAAAGGCUUGCAUUACAUGAAAUCAUUGACCCACGUAUAGGAGAAUCAUAUGAUACAAAUGAGUUGUACAAUAUGGCAAGGGCAGCAUACUUGUGUGUGAGAAGAAAACCAGAAAUGCGUCCAUCUAUUGGAGAGGUGCUUCACCUUCUUGAGGGAGAGAAUUAUCAUGUUCAAGAACUAUUGGAACAAGUCUUGCCAUACUAUGCCAAAAGUUAAAUAUUUCUUUUCGUUGAUGACAUAGUUUGGAUGCAAAUUUAUAGAUCAAGGCCUGUUAGCAGGGCAUAGUAUUAGGAACAAUACCAGCUUUGUCGCUCACAAAUAAGUAGUUUUCUAAGGAUAAAAAUGCCUCAUGAAUAUAUUGAAAUUAUAGAUA
This is a messenger RNA of Amborella trichopoda, 2431 nucleotides long. NCBI's taxonomy places the organism in Eukaryota, Viridiplantae, Streptophyta, Magnoliopsida, Amborellales, Amborellaceae. The record is from RefSeq and is a predicted model, not a curated record.